AUAUGGCGGAUUUGAUCUUUUUAUGAGACGGUUGUGUUUUGUCAUGUUUACAUUAACGAUUGUUUCUAGUGGGAUUUUUCUUAUGUGAUUUUUAAUAUGAUAUCGUCGAUUAUUUCCCGACUGGUAAUAUUAGUAUUUGGAACUCUCUACCCGGCGUAUGCUUCAUACAAAGCUGUGCGGACAAAGAACUUGAAAGAAUAUGUAAAAUGGAUGAUGUACUGGAUCGUGUUCGCUUUGUUCACGUGCACAGAAACGUUCACAGAUGUGUUUCUGUCUUGGUUUCCUUUCUACUACGAAGUGAAGAUAGUGCUAGUACUAUGGCUCCUGUCACCAGCCACCAAGGGCUCUUCGAUUCUAUACAGGAAGUUUGUUCACCCAGCGCUGUGCAGGCGAGAACAGGAGAUCGAUGAGUACAUUGCAAAAGCCAAAGAUCAAGGUUACCAUACUGUUCUCAAUUUGGGUACUAAAGGAGUCAACUAUGCCACAACUGUUAUUAUGCAAACUGCAAUCAAAGGUGGUGGCGGGCUGGUUCAGCAGUUGCGCAAGAGCUACAGCCUGUCGGACCUUAGCGAGUGCGAACCGCGUGAGGAGCGUGGCGACGAGGCCGACGACGUGCUUGCCGAGCCGCGCCUCAUACGACGCGCGGUCAAGAGCGGAUUUGCGACUCGGCGAAGCGCGUCUGAGUCGAAUAGUCGCUCACCGAUGUACUUCCCCGAAGUGGACGUGGACGUACGGCCGAGGCCACGGAUGGAUGAACCGGAUUUCAGUCACAUAAAGUCGACGGAGGACAUAAGCUCGGGCUACUCGAGCGCGGAGAACUCGUCGUCGCUGACGCGCACGUCGUCAGUGGGCGGGGCCUCGCGGCGCGCGCGCGCCUCGCGCACCGCCGUCACCGCCAUCAAGCGCCCGCCCGCCGCCGAGGAUAAUCAAGUUCUCAUCGAGGAGCUACACGACGACGAUAGUUUCGAUUAUGCAAACAUGCCUCCUCUCGUUAAUUUUUCAUCCCCUCUAUUCUUAUCCCACACCGACCCUCCGUUUAUUUAUCAAUACAUUGGAGACCAGAUUAAAAUAAUUCAAGUAUUAGGUAACUUUCCAUUGAAUCAAAACUUUAACAGCAAUAAUGAUAAUUCAGAUAAACGGGACCAAAAAGAAGCCCAUGUGGAGACUAACGCGCCGCCCAUAACUAAAUGUUCAGAAAAUGACUGCAAUGACAAAACGAAGCAGGAAGAAGCAAUUGUAAAUAAAGACUUUAAUAUAAACAUUCCUAUUGAUAUCGGUACUAAAGACAAUAAUGACGAUAUUAAAAAACAAUAUCAAGUUAGUGAAUUAUCUAAUAACCGAGAAAAAAAAUUAAAAACAGAAAAUUGUUUUAUGAAUGAUUCUAGUGACCCUUGCACAUCAAAAGAUACCAUCUUUGAAACAUCAUCUAUAGAGGGUGAUUACCUAGAAAGUAGUGAUGAAGCGUCAUUUGAAACACCUAUAUCGACGCCUAAAAGUAUUCGGAAAAAUAUUAAAGGUAAAUAUGGUAAAAAUAAAGCACCGCCUCCACCACAACUUAACGCAUGCAAAGGCGAAGAAUUACAGUCUAUGGAAAACAACGAAAACGACCAGACUAGUGUUAACAAUUUAAUUAGUAACAAAUCAGAUAUUCUAGAACAAAAACUAGACACUAUACAAGAUUCAAAUUAUCAAAAUCCAGAAUCCGAAAAAAUGACAAAUGUUUUGAAUGAGGAUUGUAAAAAAUUACAAGGAUCUCCUUUUACUGCGAAUGCUUCAAUGGAGGAUAAUUUUGAACAAGACAAAGAAAAUACCGAACCUUCUAUUUCUUCUGUUAGAAUUUCUAAAGGAAACAUAACCUUUGGAAAAUUAUUUCAUAUACCAAGCAAAUUGGUGUUCUGGCAUAAAACUGAUGAGAAAUCAAUAUUAGACGUAGAUUUAACAAAUGCAAGUAGAAAAUCGUCAGUUGAAAAUACUUUUGACGAAUUUCAAAGUUGUCAUGACUUAAAUGUUUAUAUUGGUCAACACGAUGUCCCGCAAAUAAAAAUUACAGAGAUGCCUGCGGAAGAUGGUGUUAGUGGCGAAAAUAUUUCAAAUGACAUUUUAAAAAAGAGUGAUGCGCUGCAAAAAAUUAUUAAUGAAAAAUUAGAAAAUCAUCCUGAAUACAAAUUUGUUUCCUUACAUGAAGAAAUACCGACAACAUCAAAAAGCACUGAUGUUUAAAUGUUGAUCCUAUAUCCGAAUCCAUUUUUGAUAGAGAGGCACAUCACCAAACAGCAAUGCUGUCGUCCUCUGCUACAAUACCUCGCGCAAAAAAGUCUAAUAAAAGGAAAACUCAGUAGUAAAUGUCGAUAUUAAUUCCCAUUUUAUUGAGCACAUAUAGAAGGUUUAAAUUAUCCGCGUAUUAUGUUAUUGCUAAAAUUAAUAAACCCACAAAAAAAUCUCCUCCAUGCUUAAUAUCAAACAAAAUACGCUCUAUGAUGUGGAAUGUGUGUUUUGUUCCCGCCCUUUUUGCCUGUAUUAUCUAAGUGUACCUUAUUUACUGAAAAAUAAAAAAAAAUUAGGCACGCUCGUAAAAUGCACACGGAUAUGCUCUGAAAA
This is a messenger RNA of Melitaea cinxia (Glanville fritillary), 2598 nucleotides long. RefSeq lists its product as uncharacterized. Gene Ontology annotation, biological process: endoplasmic reticulum tubular network organization. The transcript is spliced from 9 exons. The record is from RefSeq and is a predicted model, not a curated record. Gene Ontology annotation, cellular component: cytoplasmic microtubule; endoplasmic reticulum tubular network; endoplasmic reticulum membrane. The coding region runs from base 97 to 2220 and encodes 707 amino acids. Lineage: Eukaryota; Metazoa; Arthropoda; Insecta; Lepidoptera; Nymphalidae. Gene Ontology annotation, molecular function: microtubule binding.